AAAUGCGGUGACUGCGGCGUUAGACGCUGGUUCUAUGCUGCACCGGUAAUGACCGAUCGUUUGUAGUCGGUUUAACUUCACCUUAUUUCUAAUAUUUUCCUCUUGGCGACAAUAUAGUUGGGUGUUCUGUUUAGGGGAAACUCAAGGCCGACAUAGAAACACUCUAGUGCGCUCAUCGCAACAUACAAGCGAUGGCAGAGCAGUCCGGUUACUCUUCUGGCAAAAACCAAGACUCGAAGUCUGAUCUCAACAAAUCUACCUCUGGAGGAGAUCAUGUGCCGGAUCCUAAGAACAUUCAGGACCUGACACAAUACGUAACACACCAUGUGCUACAUGUAACUGAUGUUUCACUCCCUGCCUUCAUGUUGCAAGCAGAAGAAUCUGUCCACUUGGUGCAGACCCUGCUUCAGCAGAUGCAAGACAAAUUUCAAGUGAUGUCGGAUCAGAUACUUACAAGGAUCGAUGAAAUGGGCCAUCGCAUAGAUGACUUGGAAAGGAACAUCACUGACCUCAUGUCACAAGCAGGAGUCGAAGAAGCUGACAAAUGAUCUGUGGACAAAAUGCUGUGCAGCAAAGAGUUGCUACAUGCUUGUAAAAUAAUCAUGGCCUGUGCACUCAGAAACUGAGCACUGAGCUGAAGAAAUACAAUGUUUCACUUUGUAUAGUUCUGUUGCCCCACCUCUUGAAAAAGCAUUGGCUUAAGUGUGUUCCAGAGGCAGGCAUCGUACAUAACGCGAGGCAGGUUGAACAUUUGUUGUAUAAAGCCUCUGAAUCAGGUGCUGUAUUGAAGAGAAUGAGAGCAAUAGAAAUGCCAUCUUUAUGCAGUGUUCUCAAUUUAUUUUAGCUUGUAGUUUUUACUGUAAAGUUUGUACUGUGUGAUUAAUAAAU
Molecule: messenger RNA, 888 nt
Organism: Rhipicephalus sanguineus (brown dog tick)
Lineage: Eukaryota; Metazoa; Arthropoda; Arachnida; Ixodida; Ixodidae
Product: heat shock factor-binding protein 1
Exons: 6
Coding region: 192-548 (118 amino acids)
Biological process (GO): cellular heat acclimation
Cellular component (GO): cytosol; nucleus
Molecular function (GO): transcription corepressor activity
Source: RefSeq, a predicted model, not a curated record